AUGCCUGGCCGUCUUGAACACAAAGUCGCUCUCAUCACCGGUGCUGGAUCAGGAAUCGGGUUGGAAUCAUCCAUUCUCUUUGCCAAAGAAGGCGCUAGCGUCCUCAUGACGGACAUCAAUUUCGAGGCCGCAGAGAAGGGCGCCGCAUUGAUAGCGACCAAAGUUCCCAAUGCCAAGAUUGUAACUUUGAAAACCGACGUCAGCAAGGAAGAGGACAUCAAGGCUGCCGUAGAUAAGGCCGUGAAGGAGUUCGGUCGUCUGGACGUGAUGGUGAGCUAUGAUCCGGAUAGAAUCAUGCACCCGGCUGAUGAUAAUGCCUUGAAUACGGAAGAGAGGAUAUGGGACCUGACGAUGCAGAUCAAUCUGAAGGGCGUCUGGUGGGGGUGUAAAUACGCCAUUCUAGCUAUGCGCGAGAACCCUACAGAUGUUUCCAAGGGCCUACACACGGGAGGCAGUAUCAUCAAUACAGCAAGUUUUGUCGCGUUGAUGGGGGCCGCAACUCCGCAAUUAGCAUGUAAGGAAUUAGCUAUGGUUCAUGCUCGUGAAGGUAUCCGAGUGAACUCCAUUUGCCCAGGACCUCUCAAAACUCCCCUUCUUAUGGACUUCCUCAACACCGCCGAAAAGCGGGACCGUCGUAUGGUGCAUCUGCCUAUGGGCCGGAUUGCCAAAGGAGCGCUGUUCCUGGCCAGCGACGACAGUAGUUAUAUGACGGUAAGAGUCUUAACCUCAGCAUACGUAACGCCUCUUGGAGAGCAGAUCCUGCCGCCUCCGACAAGUCUUACCAAGUAA
Desarmillaria tabescens is the source of this 789-nucleotide messenger RNA. RefSeq names its product short-chain dehydrogenase. The coding region runs from base 1 to 789 and encodes 262 amino acids. NCBI's taxonomy places the organism in Eukaryota, Fungi, Basidiomycota, Agaricomycetes, Agaricales, Physalacriaceae. The transcript is spliced from 10 exons. The record is from RefSeq and is a predicted model, not a curated record.